AUGGUACAGACCACCUUGACACAAAAGUUCAGGAGGGUCAAUCCUGAAAAGGGUGACGAUGACUCCAAUAUUGAUCAAGACGACGCAGACGCGGAAGAGUUGGAUGAAAGCGCUGUUCAUCUGACACAAGUCGAGCUCCAAAGCUUUACUCAGAAGUGGGACAUCUUCACCCAAUAUUACGAUGAAGACAACGAAGUACCGGACGACCAACCAGACCGUAUUGAUUUCAGUCAGGCUCAGCUUACUCAGCCAGCAGCUGAUGAGGAAGAGAAUGCUGUGGAAGAAGAAGAAGUACAUCAUCAGAGAGGACCAAAACGCACACGUCACAAUGAGUUUCACCUGGCAUCGCUUAUCCAAAGGGUACCAGUCGACACGGAAAACAAGUGGCAUCUGGAUGUUGAUGGCACCUGGAAAAUGUUCAAAGUGGGCGAACGGUUCAGUAUUGGAGCUCAGGUCGACACCCGCCAUCCCGAAAUCGUGUACACCAUUCAAGAUUUCUUCCACGAUCCGAAAGUAGGGAAAAUGGCAAUGUGCCAUGUUGCAAUCUUGGCACAAGCCACCUUUAUUGGAAAGGAAAACCCUGUAUUCAGUGUUAGAGAUUUCGAAAAGAAGUUUGGUAGCAGGUAUGUGAGCUGCCGAUACAGCCAAACCAAGCCGCUGCGAAAGCUGCACCGAAUCAUAGAUACAACGGGCAUUGUCGCUCCCAACGUUUACUUUGAUCCUCCAACUAGGCAGACCAAGCGACCUGGUUGGACGAAUGCUUUCAGUUUCAAUCAAUCUUUUGGAACAAACGAAACUUGUCUCAUUGCGGAAUCGCCCAAUGCACUAGACGGGUUCGCUGGAGGAGGUGGCGUGAGCCAUGCACUGGAAUUGGCUGGGUUCAAGGUAACGCAUGCCAUCGAUAAUGAACCUAUUGCAGUCGCAACAUUGAAGCUGAACCAUAUUCCUGAGGAUACUAGAGUUGUUGAUCAAGAUAUCAAUUCUUUUAUCGAUGACGCUUUGGAAGCUCAUGCGAACCCAAACGAUCCCUACAACUGUGAUGGUACUGUGCACGUCCAUCUCUCACCACCGUGUCAGGGUUUUAGUCGCAUGAACACGACUGAAUCGGAAGCCAGCAAGGAAAAGAACAACCAGCUGUCCUUAACCUUCCCCCGAUUAGUCAUUGGAAUCAAGAGUACAACUGGUUCAUUCGAGAAUGUCACUGGUAUGCUCGAUGAUGAUCGGGUCCACUAUGUUCAAAGGAUAGCAUACGAGUUCAUUAUGAAUGAUGAUCAAGUCCGAGUUGGAAUUCUCGACAGUUCCGAAUACGGUGAUCCUCAAAAGCGGCAACGGGUCGUCAUGUUUGUCUCCAAGAAAGGAUGGAAACUACCGGAUCUUCCCGAACCGACGCACGGUCCUGCCCGGCCGCUCGAACCUUUGCAGACACCCAAAGAUGCCAUUGGAGAUUUGGAACAAGUUAUACCACGAAACAAGCCCGGUAUUCUUGCAUUACCACCAAGAAAAAGUGGAAGUGAUGGAAGUGAAAGAAUCAUCGAGGUGGAUCAUCACGUUAUUAUGAAAAGCGAUGAUGAUAGAGACUGCUAUUCCAAGACUGACUCUCUGGUCGCCAACAAGCCUGCAAAUACGGUUCUCUGUGGACACGCCAUCAAACAGUACAAACUGAACCGAGCCUGUACGAAUCUGGAAGGCGCCAGACUUCAAUCCUUUCCUGACGACUAUAAGUUUGCAGGGAAUCCAAAACAGGUGCAAAAGCAAAUAGGAAACGCUGUUCCAAUUUGCCUGGGGACAGCCAUCGCCAAAGCUGUCUACAGUGUUUACGAUGUCGAUCCCUACCUUUUUGACUCUCCACCUGAUGAUGCUCUAGAAUUACCAAAGAAAGACGUCAUCCCCUGA
Cylindrotheca closterium is the source of this 1893-nucleotide messenger RNA. Lineage: Eukaryota; Bacillariophyta; Bacillariophyceae; Bacillariales; Bacillariaceae. The record is from the annotation of a GenBank genome assembly.